UGCUACGCAGUGGGCAUGUCGAAGGGUGGUUCCCGCUAUGGUCGCCGCUCUAAUUGGUUCAAGAUCCACUGCUUGCUGCAGGAACAACAACAGCAGGCCAUCGAUGCUGCGAACAAAGCCGCAGCUGCUGUUGCCGGCGGUAAUCCAGCCGCGAAUCCAAAUGCCGGCGGCUAUGGCGAUAUGGCCAGCGCCGCCGCCGCUGCUGCCAAACAACAUAUGCAAUCGCUCAACCCACACAUGGCUGCCGCUGGUGGCUUGCUCGGCUAUCCUGGCUACCAUUUGCCCGACAUGAUGGCUCAAGCAGCACCUUUCAUGUCUGCCGCGCGUCACCCGGCCGCCGACGCUGCUGGCUCGUUGCCUUUCUUCAGCAUGAUGAGCUCGCUGCCGAGCAUGGGCGCAGCGCAGUCAGCCUUCCAGUUGCCACCACAUUUGCUCUUCCCAGCCGCUGCUGCUGCGGCUGCUUAUCAUCCAAAUGCCGCCGCCGCCGCUGCAGCGGCCGCUGAUGCCGCUUAUCGUUCGGAAAUGUACAAGCAUCGUCAGUCUGUAGAUUCAGCUGCCUCCGCUGAUUCGGCGCAUCGUUACUCACCGCAAAUUGCCGCCGCCGCCGCCGCUGCGGCUACAGCAGCUGCAGAGCAGCAAAUGCGCGAGAAACAAGAAGCCACGCGUCAUUCACCGGAGUUGUGCGUUGGGGGCGGUGAUGAGAAUGAGGACGAUGAACUGGAUGUGCAUUCGCCUUCACCAGCAUUAUCAUCUAACCAACGCUCCGGCGAGCAGCGUGUGCACCACCAAGUACAGCAAGAGCGUCAACAAAAACAGUUGCACCCCCACACCCACACCCACCCCCACCAAAUACACAGUCCCAUUGCGAUACGUGCCACACCACACACCAUCCCCACGCUCAGCAGUCCACCACUCUCCGUACCGGUGCCAACAUCAGCGCUCACGCCCAACUCAGUCAAUUCCCCAACACACCAGCCAAGCUCACCAACACCAACUGCUAGCGCCAUCGCUGAAUCGGCCGCGCUCUCCUUUGCCGCCAAAAUGCAGUCACUCUCACCAGUCUCGGUCUGCUCCAUUGGCGCUGAAAGCACCAGCGCUGUAAGUACACAGCCGCAGAAUGCCAGCGAUGUCGCUGACGCGCAGGAUUGCCCCAUGGAUCUCAGCAUGAAGGCGGUCAGCUCCACAUCACGCGCCUCCACGCACAGCUGCAACACCAGCAGCGGCAGUGGCGACUGCGAUAUGCAUUGCGAAUCGAGUGAAGAG
Rhagoletis zephyria (snowberry fruit fly) is the source of this 1263-nucleotide messenger RNA. RefSeq names its product zygotic gap protein knirps-like. NCBI's taxonomy places the organism in Eukaryota, Metazoa, Arthropoda, Insecta, Diptera, Tephritidae. The record is from RefSeq and is a predicted model, not a curated record.